Hipposideros armiger (great roundleaf bat) is the source of this 1010-nucleotide messenger RNA. RefSeq names its product Rho GDP dissociation inhibitor gamma (gene ARHGDIG). Gene Ontology annotation, molecular function: Rho GDP-dissociation inhibitor activity; protein binding. Gene Ontology annotation, cellular component: cytosol; cytoplasm; membrane. NCBI's taxonomy places the organism in Eukaryota, Metazoa, Chordata, Mammalia, Chiroptera, Hipposideridae. The transcript has 6 exons. Gene Ontology annotation, biological process: Rho protein signal transduction. The coding region runs from base 113 to 790 and encodes 225 amino acids. The record is from RefSeq and is a predicted model, not a curated record.
GCGGGGGGCGCUCCCGGCCGGGAUGAGCUCACCGCAGUCGCGCCGGGGCUGAGCGCCGAGCCGGGCGGCAGCUCCUCGGCGGCUCCGCGGCGCGGCCGGGCCGCGGGCCACCAUGCUGGGCCUGGACGCGUGCGAGUUGGGGGCGCAGCUGCUGGAACUGCUCCGGUUGGCGCUGUGCGCCCGAGUCCUCCUGACAGACAAGGAGGGGGGGCAGCUGCCACCAGAUGAGGUGCUGGAUGAAGCUGUCCCUGGGUACCAAGCCCCUGGGAGGAAGAGCCUCCUAGAGAUCCAGCAGCUGGACCCGGAUGAUGAGAGCCUGGCCAAGUACAAGCGGGUGCUGCUAGGGCCCCUACCGCUGGCCAUGGACCCGAGCCUGCCCAACGUGCAGGUGAUGAGGCUGACACUGAUGUCCGAGCAGGCUCCAGGGCCCAUGACCAUGGACCUCACAGGUGAGCUAGCUGCGCUGAAAAACCAGGUGUUCGUUCUAAAGGAGGGUGUUGAUUACAAAGUCAAGAUUACCUUCAAGGUCAAUAAGGAGAUUGUCAGUGGUCUCAAGUGUCUGCAUCACACCUAUCGCGGGGGCCUGCGAGUGGACAAGGCCGUGUACAUGGUGGGCAGCUAUGGUCCAAGCACCCAGGAGUACGAGUUCAUCACCCCGGUGGAGGAGGCACCGCGGGGCGCCCUGGUGAGGGGUGCCUAUGUGGUCACAUCCUUCUUCACUGAUGACGACAGGGCAGACCACCUUUCCUGGGAGUGGGGCCUCCACAUCUGCCAAGACUGGAAGAGCUGAGCGCCACUCCCCUGACCCCUGUCCCGGGAACUGUCUUCCCACUUGGAGUCCUUGUUUCCCCUGCCUCUGCCAGUUGCUGCACAGGGAUCCCCGAGCAUUCUCCAGCCCCCUCUGUCAGUGACUAGACCCCCCACGCCCUUUGCCCUGCCUUGGGACACCCCCUCCCCAGGCCUGGUGCUGUGCCCUGAAUAGUCCUAUUAAACGUUGCCCUGUCUUGGUG